Molecule: messenger RNA, 7002 nt
Organism: Crotalus tigris (Tiger rattlesnake)
Lineage: Eukaryota; Metazoa; Chordata; Lepidosauria; Squamata; Viperidae
Gene: MAP3K9
Product: mitogen-activated protein kinase kinase kinase 9
Exons: 12
Coding region: 1002-4259 (1085 amino acids)
Biological process (GO): protein phosphorylation
Molecular function (GO): JUN kinase kinase kinase activity; ATP binding; protein binding
Source: RefSeq, a predicted model, not a curated record
AGCAGAACUCAGAAAACUGAUUUGAAUAAACCAAAAACCACAUUUUUAUUAGGAUCCAUUUCUCUAUUUACAUUUGCUACAAAGCUUAUAUGUUUUUUCUAGUGAUGGUAAUACAACUGAAUUGCAUCCAGAGAAUACUAAUGACGAGACUUUGCUUUUAAAUUAUAGCACUAUAAAGUGGCCUUGGAAAUACACUGACAGGUGCAAUUAGCUCAAAAAUUAGUUAGCUCAAUUUUGUAACUAGUUUCUUUAAAAGCAGGGUAAUCCCACCUAGUUGCCAGAAACGGGGAAGGGACAGAGCUAAAAGGCUGCUUUGAAGGAAAAAAAAGAUGCCCAACAUAAGGCCAUUCUGCAUGUCUAGCAGGCACAACUGGCACUUCCGAAUCCUACACAGUAGAACUGGAGAACCCCGUAAUUAAUCAGGAUAAGGAGACCCGUUUCCCUCCCUUGAUCCACGCCUAUUCAUUCGCAAGCAAUGAACUCGCGCUGAAGGCAAAAGGCAGUCUUCUCACCUAGCAACGGCAGGACUUGAGCUCCCGCUCAGUCCGAUCCAAGGGAACGUUGCGGAGCCGCCCAAUAGGAAGGACGACUUAAAGCGCGUGCGAGACAGCUGAGAAAAAAAAAAGGGGGGGGAGGCGGAGAGGUACGGGGAAGUAGGAUGCCGUUAAAGCGCCGCCGAUCUUCAAUCAGGUAAGGGAGAAGUUUGAAGGACUGUUGUAACAGCGAAUGGGAGCCCAGGGAUGACCGGUCGGGGAGGCGGAGUUUUCUGGACGCUCCUCCCUCUCCUUUUCCAAGCUUGCGGGUCAAUCAGGUGGCUUAGGAUGUGCGGUCGGCGGCCCUGGCUGAGCGCGAUGUGGCUGUGGAGGGGCUGCUGGGCGGCGUCUCUUCUCCACGGAGGGCUGUGGCGCGGCUCCGGCCUCGGCGUUCCCUCAAGGGUUGAUCGGGAGCCGGCAGCCGCAUGAGCAAUAGGCAGCUUUCCCCGCGGGCAGCCCUGCCCCCUAAUGGAGGAGCCGUUCCGUCUUCCUCCUCUCCUCCCGCGCAGCCCCCUUCAGCCCCCGCUGCCGGGGGAGGCUGAAGGGGAGGCGGCGGCGGCGGCGGCCAGCCCCGCUUGGGGGAAGGCGGAAGCAGCAGCCUCGGGCGACAGCGCUGACGGGGCCGGCCUCUGGACGGCGGUCUUCGAGUACGAGGCGUGCGGCGAGGACGAGCUGAGCCUGCGUCCCGGCGACGUAGUACAGGUGCUCUCGAGGGACUCGCAGGUCUCUGGCGACGAAGGCUGGUGGACGGGCCAGAUUGACCAGCGCGUCGGCAUCUUCCCCAGCAACUAUGUGACCAGCAGCGCGGGCAGCAGCAGCGGCCGCCGCCUCUGCCUCCAGGAAGGGAGGAGAUCGGAUCUCCAGGCCUCGUACCCUGCUAGUCCGGCCAUCCAGUUGCUGGAGAUUGACUUCUCAGAGCUUAUUCUGGAGGAAAUUAUUGGCAUAGGAGGUUUUGGGAAAGUUUACCGUGCAAUUUGGUUUGGAAAGGAAGUUGCUGUCAAGGCAGCUCGCUAUGAUCCAGAUGAAGACAUCAGUGAAGCCAUUGAGAAUGUCCAUCAAGAAGCCAAGCUCUUUGCUAUGCUAAAACAUCCCAACAUAAUUGCCCUUAAAGGUGUAUGUUUAAAGGAACCAAACCUUUGCCUGAUAAUGGAGUUUGCCCGUGGAGGCUCAUUAAAUAGAGUGCUUUCUGGUAAAAGGAUUCCACCAGACAUUCUGGUGAACUGGGCUGUCCAGAUUGCUGAAGGAAUGAACUAUCUCCAUGAGGAAGCAAUUGUUCCUAUUAUCCACCGGGAUCUGAAGUCCAGCAAUAUAUUGAUCCUUGAAAAAGUAGAACAUGGAGACCUGAGCAACAAAAAUUUGAAGAUCACUGAUUUUGGCUUGGCCAGAGAAUGGCAUAAGACUACUAAAAUGAGUGCAGCUGGAACAUAUGCUUGGAUGGCUCCUGAAGUUAUCCGUUCCUCUAUGUUCUCUAAAGGCAGUGAUGUGUGGAGUUUUGGGGUAUUGCUUUGGGAACUAUUAACUGGGGAAGUACCAUUUCGAGGAAUUGAUGGCCUAGCAGUAGCAUACGGUGUUGCUAUGAAUAAACUUUCCCUUCCUAUUCCUUCAACAUGCCCAGAACCUUUUGCCAGACUGAUGGAAGAUUGUUGGAAUACCGAUCUUCAUUCAAGACCAUCUUUUGCAAAUAUUUUGAAUAAACUAACUAAUAUAGAAGAGUCUGGUUUCUUUGAAAUGCCAAAAGAAUCAUUUCAUUCCCUGCAAGAAGAUUGGAAAAUUGAGAUCCAGGAAAUGUUUGACCAACUCAGAGCCAAGGAAAAGGAGCUGCGGACAUGGGAAGAAGAGUUAAAACAAGCAGCAGUUCAACAGAAAAACUACGAAGAACUACUACGGCAACGCGAGCAGGAGUUGGCAGAGCGAGAAAUUGGUAUUUUGGAAAGAGAGCUCAAUAUAAUCAUCCACCAGCUGUGCCAGGAAAAGCCCCGUGUAAGAAAACGCAUGGGCAAAUUCAGGAAAAAUCGGCUCAAGUUGAAAGAUGGCAAUCACAUCAGUCUUCCCUCUGAUUUCCAGCACAAAUUCACUGUGCAGGCAUCUCCAACCAUGGAUAAAAGAAAAAACUUGAUCAACAACUGUGCCAGUCCUCCUGCCAGCCCUACUAUCAUUCCUAGGCUCAGGGCCAUCCAGUUAACCCCUGGUGAAAGCAGCAAAACCUGGGGACGCAGCUCUGUGUUCCAGAAGGAUGAGGAAGGAGGAGAAGAAGAAAAAAGAAGCCAAAAGAAAAAGGGUCGGACAUGGGGGCCAGGUACUUUUUGCAGUAAGGAGCUAACAUCAAGUGAGGAUGGCCUAAAGUCCCUGGCAGAUGGCGCUAGACAGUGGUCAUCUAGUGCUCCAAACCUUGGAAAAUUCCAGCGAACAAUAGUCCCUUUUCCCGGAUUUGCAAGUCUAAUAGAGAUGGACAAUGAAGACAAUGAUUCUUUGAAUGAUACAGGGAGCAAGAUGCAGCAAUCCCCUGGAUUUAACCAAUCAUACCUCUGCAUCCCAUUUCAGAAGAAUGAUGACUGGGAUAACCAGUCUAGUGAUCCUAAUGAAGAGACUACUCCAGUGAACUCUUCCACAAGCACUCCUCAGGUCACUCCCACCAACAGUCUCAAACGUGGGGGCUCCCAGUAUAAACAAUGUCAAUUGGCCUUUCUAGGCUGUGGGGCUGUGUUGGCUGCUGCUGGCCUUGGUUUUGAUCUUUUGGAAGCUGGCAAGUGCCAGCUGCUAACCCAGGAAGAUCAGGAUAUGUCCAAGGAAGAAAAAAAGAAACGUGAAAAUAUCUUCCAACGGGCUGGUCUGUCUCGGAGGAGUACAAGCCCACCUUCAAGGAAGAUCUUCAGGAAAGAGGAACCCACAUUCUUGUUAGGCGAACCAUCCAGUUCUCUGACUCUACUCUCUUUGUCUUCAAUUUCUGAAUGUAACUCCACCCGUUCUUUACUUCAUUCAGACAGUGAUGAAAUUGUGGUAUAUGAGAUGCCUGUUAGUCCUGUGACAGUGAAGGCUCCCUUGCCAGUAGUUAGUAACCCACUAGUUAAUAUCCAAGUUGAGAGAUUCAAACGGAAUCCCAACCAGUCUUUGACACCCACACAUGUGACUCUUUCCUCUGAAGCUCAGCAGCAGAAGCAUAGGCGCACUCCCUCUGAUGGUGCCAUAAAACUGGCUGAUCUCGUUCCUAAUGGAGAUUCUUCCAGUAAUUCUCCAUCGGGAGUGCUGGGAACAGGUAUAAUAAAAGCACCCAGUCCAAGUCAGGGUCCAAAUGAAGUCCCUCGACUUCCAGAUCCCAACCUCAUCUUCCCUCCAACCCCCAGGCGUUAUAGUGCUCAACAGGAUUCCUUGUUGGAGAGACCCAAGACCUUGGAAUUCCUACCUAGGCCACGCCCUUCAGCUAACAGGCAGCGAGUUGAUCCCUGGUGGUUUGCAUCCCCAAGUAAGGUUAGGGGUGAAUCCUCUGCUAAUAGCUCCAGUACUGAAACUCCUAGUAACAUGGACUCCUGCUUUGCCAGCAGUAGCAGCACAGUUGAAGAGCAGUCCGCGCUGCUUUCUUUUCAUGUAAGACUGCCUGAAGAGGAACGGACACUGCUGGACAUGGAUGUUGAAGGUCAGAAUCAGGACAGCACAGUGCCGCUUUGCAGAACAGAACUCAGAACACAUAAAUCUACAGCAUAUGAACUCAAGCAAGAAUUUUGGUCCUAGCAUGAAAUCCACAAGGGGCUGUUAUAAGCAUUGGCCAGCCAAGGAUAGACAAUUCCUAAGCUGCUAAUGGUGGUUUGAACUUUGCUCUCAUCGUAAUCAUGUUUGGUCUUAUCACAAUUCCAUUUUUUAAACAAAUGGAAGUCAUUUGGUAUGGCUUUAAUGAAGAAGGUGCAAUGGAACAAUUGGAACUUUGGGUAAUCAGGACUGUGAAAAAUCAUUUUGUGGGACAUUUCAUGAAGUGACUGAAGCACCCUCCAGAUUCACUAUUCAAAAUGUCUAGGUAGGUGUUGCAACUUGUUGAAGUCUCAGUGCAGCCAUUUUGAAAAACUCCCUCAGUUAUCUGAACAUGCAUGAGGGCCUGUUCCUGAAGCAAACCGAAUAGUUAAUAAACCCUUAGAAUCUCCAAACUCUAACUGCAUGAUUAACAUUAUAAUGCACAUUGCAAAAAUUGUCUCUAGGAACAGCAGACUUACCAAAUAGUAGUUAUUUCCAAAUUUUAUGUUUGUUAUUUUAUGUACUGAUUUAUUUGAAUUUCACUUUUCCCCCAAAAACCUCAGGGCAAUGUACGUUGUCCUCUCCCAUUCCAUCUCCCAUAUCUUUGCAAUAAUGUGAUUUAUUAAAGAUCUCUCAGUGAGAUUAAUAUAUCUAAAUUAGAUUUAAAAUUUGGGUAACCCCAGUUCAAGUUCAUCUUUCAAAUACUAUGCCAUGAGGUUUCCUGCCUGAGCAGGGGGUUGGAUUAAAUGACUUCCAAGGUCCUUUCCAACUUUAUUAUUAUCAAAAUAUUAAUGAGCAGAGAAAGAUUCUAGGAAAGAAGAAGUCAGUUUCUCAUAUGCUUUAUCCUUACCUACAGUAUAUAUAAAACCACUGGAUUUCAAUGUAACCUGACAGGCAACCUAUCUAUAAGGAGAUUGCAUUGUUAAAGGUGAAGUACUUUUUAAAACCUUAUUUCUAAUUCCCAUACUUAUCUCCAACCGAUAUCUCACAGGAAAUCCUGUACCAUAAGCUUUUCAGCACUUCAACACAAUAUUAACACACACACACACACAAAUACAUACAUAGACAUAGACAUACAUACACACAUCUAUAUAUAAUGCAUAUCCCCAACUCCACUAUGUAUUGCACUUUGCUAGGGGAAAAUUCCAAAAUUAUUUGUGUAGCUUCUGUUUGUGAAUAUGCAAAUUAUUAAUGCCUAUUUUUUCAUGUCAGGAAAAAAAUGGACUUGUUAUCAAGCUCUCUGAGGAAAAUGCUGUAUGUUGGCUAGAGAGAACUUUUCACAUAUACAUCCUUCUUUACAAAACCUGGAAUUUGUGGCAUCGUAAGCUAACGAAACUCUGGCUUGUCACAAUAUCUUAAAGCUGGUAUUUUGCAUCAUGAUUGGGCACAUAAGCUAUCCAUGUUUUCCAAAAGAAUCUUUCAUAUUAUUCCGUAUCUAUGAGCAAACUAUUUUUUUUUUCUGUGAGGAUAGAGCGUGGUCAUCUUAUAAAAGAGCAGAAAUUUAGCACACUGUAACGUAAGUAUAAGCAUUAUUUAAAUGUUUGUAUGCUCUCCAAAUCUGAGAUUAAAUGUCUUUAAUGGAUAUACUUUGAUUGUUUAUUGGUGCCGUCAACACGCGCACGCACACAUGCCCACAUGCACAAAUUUGGUAGGCAAAGUUUUGAAGAUUGUUGUGCACAGUUGCAGACUCUAUAUAUUGAUUGUGAUUUGAUACCUUCAAGAAUAAUUAUAAAUAAGUGAUCUGUUUCUUCUUUUAUAUCUUGCCACAUCUAAUUAUAUGUAAUGUGUGUAUGGGGGGGAACAAGGAUGCUUAUCAAAUUGACUCCUUUCAAUCUGUAUCUGCUGAAAUUUAGAAGUGUAGAUGGGCCAAAAUCUACCUGCUGUAGUCAUUAUUGGCCUUCUAUGAAUCUUUUUUUCUCUCUUAAUUGAUUGGAUGUGAUUAGGUCUUAUUGAAAGAUUGCUCAUGUGGAAUAAUUGUACACGCGUGAUGUAUUUCACAGGUUAGGUCCUGUGGUCUUGCAUGCCCUGGUUUGGAAUGCUGCCAUUUUAGGUUGAUGUUAGUUUAGGUACACAUAUCAAGUAUUUUGCGUGGCAAUGUAUAGAGGAGGUUGGAUUCUUGGUUUCUUCUCAUUCAGUCUGGCAUGAUAAAAUCCAUUGGGGUUUCUGUCCCAAUAUGAUGUUUGUUAAAAUCUUGCUAUAAAGGCAGUAGUACAGGAAGGUCUGUUUUUGUCCCAAGUUCAUGUUACAAGUUUUGGUAUGCUAAACACUCUGUGUUCUUCAUUUUGUGAUAGUGGUUAAGUGAUGUGGAAGUUUGCCUUUUUGUUUGUACUCAAGCAACAAGUUAGGAAAAGAGUUGGUGAGUAAUUUUAUUUUUUAAAAAAUGUUACAGCCCGUCACCUUUGGAGUUUAAAAAUAUUGACAGCAGUGACUGGUUUGUUUUACUAUUGUGGAUAAAUCAACAAGUUACAUUUGUGUAAUUUAUUGUAUUUUGGGUUUUGUCAAUGUAUUAUGUAUAUAUCUUUAUUGUGUUUUAAUUUAUUUUAUGCCAGCGAACAAAAUGUAAAUUGAAUAAGCUGAUUUCCUUUUCUCUUUUUUCCCCUGAAUGUAUUAGGGGGGAAAGGUAAACCAAGGAUGCCAAGCAGGCUUGGUUCAAUGGCUAAGACUACCAUUGUAUUACAGUGUAAUGCUAUUCUAGGCCUUGUCUCAACAUUAGAGCAUACUUACUUGAAUAAAAAUGGUUAAACAUUAA